GAGUCUCCAAGACAGAUGGGUCGCUACCGGGUCCGAGUGGCCACUGGAAACUCUGCUUUCUCAGGGUCCAACAACCAGGUGCAGCUGUGGUUGGUAGGGCUCCGUGCAGAGGUGGAACUGGGGCUUCGGCUACGGCCAGCUCGAGGACAGAUGGAGGAUUUUGAAGUUGAUGUCUCAGAAGACCUGGGUCCCCUCCAGUUUGUGAAGCUUCGUAAAAUUCAUCUUCUGAUAAAGGAUGCAUGGUUCUGCAACCAUAUAACUGUUUGGGUCUUUGAACAGAGCAUGGAAGAGAAGGAAAUAGUAUUCCCCUGUUACCGCUGGGUAGAAGGGGAUGGUAUCAUCUGCCUUCCUGAGACCACUGCUUGGAUGAUAAGAAAUGAAUCCCAAGGCCUGUUUCAAAAACAUCAAGAAGAAGAGCUGAAGGCGAGAAGGACACUCUAUGGCUGGGUCAGCUGGAAGAAAGGGAUACCAUUGUCAGUGGCUGCAGCAUCAGAGAAAGACCUGCCCCUGGAUGCAAGAUUCCAUGAGGAGAAGAAGGUUGACUUCGAAAGGACACGGGUUGUGGGGGUGACAGAAAUUGCCCUUAAACGUCUGUACACCCUCCUGAGCUCCUGGAAUAGCUUGGAAGAUUUUGACCAAAUCUUCUGGGGUGGCAAGAGUGCCCUGGCCAAGAGGGUGCGCCUAUCCUGGAAAGAUGAUGAUUUUUUUGGCUACCAGUUCCUCAAUGGUGUCAAUCCCACACUGCUGAGAAAAUCCUCUUCACUCCCCACUCGACUCGUGAUUCCCCCAGGGACAGAGGAUCUUAAGGCCCAACUGGAAAGAAAGCUCCAGGAGGGUUGCCUCUUUGAAGUUGACUUUUCACUGUUAGCUGGAAUCCAGGCCAAUGUGAUCCAGGGAGAGAGGCAACAUCUGGCUGCUCCCCUACUUAUGUUAAAGAUGGAGCCUGAUGGGAAGCUGCUCCCCAUGGUCAUCCAGCUCCAACUUCCCGGCUCUGACUCUCCAGUUCCACCACUCUUCCUGCCUUCAGAUCCCUCCCUCACUUGGCUUUUGGCCAAGGCUUGGGUCAAAAAUUCUGACUUCCAGCUGCAUGAACUGCAAGCACAUCUGUUGAAGACGCAUUUGAUGGCUGAAGUGUUUGCUGUAGCCACCAUGAGGUGCCUCCCAGGGAUGCACCCCAUCUUUAAGCUCCUGAUACCUCACCUCCGUUAUACACUGGAGAUUAACACUCGUGCCAGGACCAAGCUCAUCUCUAAUGGGGGAUUUUUUGAUCAGGCGGUGAAUACUGGUGGGGGAGGUCACCUGGAUGUCCUCCGAAGGGCAACAACUUGUCUGACCUAUAGAUCCCUCUGCCCUCCUGAUGACCUGGCUGACCGAGGGCUUCUGGGGGUCCCAUCAGCUUUCUAUGCUCAUGAUGCCGUUCGGCUCUGGGACAUUAUCUCCCGAUACGUGCAAGGAAUAGUCCAGCUCCAUUAUCUGGAAGACGAGGUUGUGCGGAGUGACCCUGAGCUACAGGCUUGGUGCCGAGAGAUCACUGAGAUUGGGCUGUGUAAGGCGCAGGAACGAGGGUUUCCUGUAUCUUUCCAGUCUCGUGAUGAGCUUUGCCAUUUUGUCACCAUGUGCAUCUUUACAUGCACAGCUCAACAUUCUGCCGUUAAUCAAGGACAGCUAGACUGGUAUACCUGGGUCCCUAAUGCUCCAUGCACUAUGAGGCAGCCACCACCAACUACAAAGGAUGUAACAUUAGAGAUGGUGAUGGCCACAAUGCCCAAUGUCCAUCAAGCCUGUAUCCAGAUGACUAUUUCGUGGCACUUGGGUCGGUUCCAGCCAGACAUGGUACCCCUGGGUCAUCACAAAGAGCAAUACUUCUCAGGACCUGGGCCCCAAGCUGUACUAAAUCGUUUCCAGGAAGAUUUAUAUACUCUAGAAAGGGAGAUUGUGGCUCGUAAUGAAAGUUUGGACCUGCCUUAUGAAUACCUUAAGCCAAGCCGGAUAGAAAACAGUAUUACUAUCUAAGUUAACACCUGACUGACCACUACUCUGAUUGGAUUGGAAAAGCCCCAUUUCCUUUCCUAACCCUAAUUCUUUUACAAAAAAAUCACAAACUUGGAGAUCUGUCCUCACACUUGACCUACUUCAUUUUUUCACACUCCUCCUUGCCUGAGGAAUCUUCUGGUAUAAAACAAGCUUAAUAUCACACUCUAGUGUCAUGAGUUUACAUUCAGAUCCUUGACAAUACUGUUUUCCCAUUCCCCACACAUGCUUCUUAUUUUCUGGUACUGAUGUUCCUGUAAAGAAAAACCUUCUUUGACUCUAGUCCUGAGGCAGACAUCCCUUCCACAUCAUUUUGCCUAAGGAUGGGAAAGUUCCCAGUUCAUAGCACUGAUCGUCCCCCUAGCUAUACACCUUACUGCUUCUGUGUCCUUUCAUUUCUGUGACCCUUUGCUACAAUCUGUAAUUAAUAAAUAAACAUAUCUAUAUACUAUAAGUCUU
This is a messenger RNA of Sarcophilus harrisii (Tasmanian devil), 2490 nucleotides long. Its product is annotated as arachidonate 12-lipoxygenase, 12S-type. Bases 16 to 2013 code for a protein of 665 amino acids. Gene Ontology annotation, biological process: linoleic acid metabolic process; lipid oxidation. Gene Ontology annotation, molecular function: iron ion binding; arachidonate 15-lipoxygenase activity; arachidonate 12(S)-lipoxygenase activity. The record is from RefSeq and is a predicted model, not a curated record. Lineage: Eukaryota; Metazoa; Chordata; Mammalia; Dasyuromorphia; Dasyuridae. The transcript is spliced from 14 exons. Gene Ontology annotation, cellular component: plasma membrane; cytosol.